CCAUCGCUUCCUCCGCCAGCCACCCCGCCCUCCAUCCACCUGCUCCGCUCCUCUGUGCGCACCCAACCCACGGCCCCGGGAUCGGACCCCCGUCCCCAGAUCCGCUCCGCGCAUCCGACCUAGCUCUACCCUUUGCUCCGCUCUUCGGCCGGGGAGCAGCAGCAGCGGGCGAGGGCGAGGGGAUGGAGGGCCUGGCGCAGCGCGCGGCGCUGCUGCGGGACUCGCUCGGGAAGAGCCAGGCGGCCACCGACGCCGUCGUCUCCAUCCUCGGCUCCUUCGACAGCCGCCUCUCCGCGCUCGACGCCGCCAUGCGCCCCAUCCAGCUCCGCACCCACGCCGUCCGCACCGCCCACGAGAACAUCGACCGCACCCUCCGCUCCGCAGACGUCAUCCUCACACAGUUCGACCGCACCAGAGAGGCAGAGCGCGAAAUACAAAAAGGUCCUAAUGAGAACCUCCAGGGUUUCCUCGACGCGGUCGACCGGCUGCGCAGCAUCGAGCGCUUCUUCAGCUCCAAUAGGAGCUACAGCAGCAGCGACCGGGUGCUCAGCCACGUGAACGGCCUCCUCUCCAAGGCCCUGGUGAAGAUGGAAGGUGAAUUCCAGAACCAGUUGACUCAGCGCAGCAAACCGAUGGAGCCUGACCGUCUUUUCGACUGCCUUCCGAGUACGCUUCGGCCAUCAGCCGAGUCUCGGUCUGAAGGUGGGAAACACCCGCCAGGUGGCGCGCAAUCUGAUAACCAUGAAACCGCGGAGGCUGCCGUAUACAAGCCUCCUGCACUUAUUGAGCCCAAGUUUGUUCCUUUGCUUGCUAAAUUGGCACAGCAGCUGGUCCAAGCUGGAUGCCAACAGCAAUGUGCAGAAAUAUACAGCGAAGCUCGUGCUUCAGCUUUAGAGUCGAGUUUGAAGAACUUGGGUGUUGAGAAACUGAGUAAAGAUGAAGUGCAGAAAAUGCCUUGGGAGAUUUUGGAGUCUAAAAUAGGGAACUGGAUUCAUUUCAUGCGAAUUGCUGUGAAACUUCUUUUCGCUGGGGAACGCCAGCUCUGUGACCAAGUUUUUCAAUGUAGCCAAUCUUUAAGGGAUAAGUGCUUUUCUGCAAUAACCAAGAACAGUUUGGCUACUCUACUCAGCUUUGGUGAGGCAAUUGCUAUGAGUAAAAGAUCACCGGAGAAAUUGUUUGUUCUGCUAGACAUGUAUGAGAUAAUGUGUGAACUUCAAACAGAGAUUGACACCAUCUUUGUUGGAGAAUCAUGCUCUCAAAUGCGUGACUCUGCACUCAGUCUGACAAAAUGUUUAGCACAAACUGCACAGAAGACUUUCAGUGAUUUCGAAGAAGCUGUCGAGAAGGAUGCAACAAAGAAUAUUCAUACUGAUGGAACAGUUCAUCCUUUGACAAGCUAUGUGAUUAACUAUGUUAAAUUUUUAUUUGACUAUCAAUCAACUCUGAAACAGCUCUUCCAGGAAUUCAAAAGGGAAGAUGGAUCAGGUUCUGAGCUGGCAUCUGUGACCAUGAGUAUUAUGCAAGCUUUACAAAAUAAUUUGGAUGCAAAAGCAAAACAAUACAAGGAUCCUGCAUUGAUGCACAUCUUUUUGAUGAAUAACAUUCAUUAUAUUGUUAAAUCUGUCCGCAGAUCAGAAGCCAAGGAUUUAUUGGGCGAUGACUGGAUUCAAAGACAUCGAAGGAUUGUACAGCAAAAUGCAAACCAAUAUAGAAGGGUUGCUUGGUCAAAGGUGUUGCAAUGCCUCUCGGGUCAAGGUUUGACUUCAUCAGGAGGUAGUGGUCAAGUAGGAAGCGAAGGUGGCAAUAGCAGUGGAGCUUCAAGAACAGCUGUGAAAGAGAGAUUCAGGUCUUUCAAUCUGCAAUUUGAAGAGAUUUAUCAAAAGCAGUGUGGCUGGUCUGUUCCAGAUUCAGAGUUGCGUGAGUCAUUGAGACUGGCAGUUGCAGAAAUUCUGUUACCCGCGUACAGAUCCUUCCAAAAACGCUUCGGGCCUCUCAUCGAGAACAGCAAAGCGCCUGGGAAGUACGUCAAGCACACGCCCGAGCAGCUUGAGCUGUUCCUGGGCAACCUAUUCGAGGGGAAACAAGAACGUCCUUGAUAGCCGCGUCGCUACCCGCCGCGCUCUGUGUGGGUGCGACGAUAUUGCUGUAAAUUAGACCCCUGGUUUGUCCAUGUGACUGACUCCAACUGCAUCGGCCCUUGCCUCGGUGCAUGGUCUUUUGUACAGAGUGUAAGGUCUAGCUGUAUGUCUUGCCUUGCUUAUCAGAGUAGUAGGUGGUUUCGAUGUGCUGAGAUUCUUUUUGUUCUUUUGGGGGGGAUUGGAAUGCUGAAAUUCUUGUUAGCAUGUUCAGUACUGGUGGUGUGCAGCAGUCCAGCGUCGACGUAGUUCGUCGGUGUUUCCCUGUUCGGCCUUGUAGUUCUGCGUAGUGGUAAUAAAGUUGACCAGAGUGAUCAGAUCAGUGGCUCGGUUAUGGAUUGUUGUAUUAUAGUUGACCGCAGUGAUGAGUUUGAGCUAUUGUGCAUUU
This is a messenger RNA of Triticum aestivum (bread wheat), 2523 nucleotides long. Its product is annotated as exocyst complex component EXO70A1. The coding region runs from base 183 to 2096 and encodes 637 amino acids. Gene Ontology annotation, biological process: exocytosis. The record is from RefSeq and is a predicted model, not a curated record. Gene Ontology annotation, cellular component: exocyst. Gene Ontology annotation, molecular function: phosphatidylinositol-4,5-bisphosphate binding. The transcript is spliced from 11 exons. NCBI's taxonomy places the organism in Eukaryota, Viridiplantae, Streptophyta, Magnoliopsida, Poales, Poaceae.